AUGGGCUGGUUGGUUUACUUGUUGGCUGUUCUAGUCGUCAUAACUUUAAUUUACAAUUCAAGUUCUGUCGCCAGAUAUUACAUGAAAUGGAUUUUUUUUGUAUAUAUGUCUGGUGCGGCGGCCACUUUACCCAUGCCUCUUAUGUGCCUGAAUCCAAAGGAUCCGAAAAAUGCUUUGAUUCCUGCGGCAGGUUUGAGAAUGAUCUGCAAUGUUUUAGGAAUAUCGUUAAAAGUCGAGGGGCAUGAAAAUAUUGUACAAGAUUCGGGGUGUGUAGUGUUGAUUAAUCAUCAGAGUUGUCUAGAUUUAGUUGGUUUUACUAUACCGCUAAUGAUAUUCCGUCCAAAAAGUCCUAAAAAUUGCAUAUUUUUUACAACCACUAUGAGACUGUUAGCUCCACUUUUCGAAAUCAAAUUGCAUUUGGAGGGACAUGAGAAUAUUGUCAAAGAUUCUGGAUGUGUGGUGCUCAUGAACCAUCAAAGUCUUUUGGAUUUAUAUAUUGUCUCCUGUUUAUGGCCACUAAUGGAAAAUUGCACUCCAGUAGCCAAAAGAAGCGUACUCUUCAUUCCUCUUUUUGGAAUAGCCGCCUGGUUAUGGGGCACUGUAUUUAUUUCCAGAGGUUCUAAAGAAGGACAAAACAGCUUAAAUAAAGCUGGGGAAUUGAUGGCAAGGAAAAAUGCUCACGUAAUGAUAUUUCCUGAAGGCACGAGGAAUUUGGGCGAUAAGCUUCUGCCUUUCAAAAAAGGAAGUUUUCAUUUGGCAGUUGAUACGCAAAUGCCUAUACAGCCAGUGGUAGCUUGUCGAUAUAAGUUUUUGAAGAAUUCGAGAUUUGAUAGGGGUGAAAUUAAAAUAAGGAUUCUCCCAGCAAUACCAACAAAAGGUUGUACAAAGGAAGAUAUCCCAAAGCUCAUCGAUACAGCUUACAAAUCGAUGUCGACAAAUAUCGAUGAACUUUCAAGUGAUGAUACUUAA
Molecule: messenger RNA, 969 nt
Organism: Ceutorhynchus assimilis (cabbage seed weevil)
Lineage: Eukaryota; Metazoa; Arthropoda; Insecta; Coleoptera; Curculionidae
Source: the annotation of a GenBank genome assembly